Nicotiana tabacum (common tobacco) is the source of this 654-nucleotide messenger RNA. The record is from RefSeq and is a predicted model, not a curated record. NCBI's taxonomy places the organism in Eukaryota, Viridiplantae, Streptophyta, Magnoliopsida, Solanales, Solanaceae.
AUGCUUUUCUGCUUCUUCACAGUGUUCAUCCCAGAGAUAGCAUCUGCUACGUGCUUGAUGCCUCUAUUCUGUAAAUUUCUCUAUGUCAGGCAUGCAUUUUGGGAGGCCAACCAAGUGAAGCAAGCAACUUUAGCUGGGGCGUUUAUUAUGGUGUCUGAUUUUUCAGGGAAUUUCUUUGUUUCAUCUAAGCUUUUCCAAUGGUACGAUCAUGUUGUUGAUCUCCCAGUCAAUGCAAGCUCUCGUGAAGCUAAUUUUCCAACCUGUCGUAUUAUGACAUUGAGCAUCAAUGGGAGAAAUGUCAAUAAGCCGCAGAAUGCACAAGAGCAAGUGCAUGUCAUUUCACUACCCCAAAGAAGUGGGAGUAAUGUUGAGCAAUCUCAUAUUGUUGAGCAAACUGAAAUUGUUGUGCAACCUACACUUCAGGAAGAAGUUAAUGAUAUCCCAGCACCACAAGGUGUGGAGAAUAAUAUUGAGGCUUUAGUUCUGGAAAAUGAUGUUGUGAUUCAACAGCAAAAUCUAACUACACCUGUAGUGACUAGUCGUAGUGAGAGAAUUAUUAAAAAACCUCUCCGGUUUGCGCUCUUGGGAGAAUCUUAUGAUAGAAUCCCUGAAGAGCCUAAUACAGAACCUCUUAAUUACGACGAAGCACUAUAG